Arachis stenosperma is the source of this 1596-nucleotide messenger RNA. RefSeq lists its product as uncharacterized. The record is from RefSeq and is a predicted model, not a curated record. Bases 156 to 1412 code for a protein of 418 amino acids. NCBI's taxonomy places the organism in Eukaryota, Viridiplantae, Streptophyta, Magnoliopsida, Fabales, Fabaceae. Gene Ontology annotation, cellular component: cytoplasm. The transcript is spliced from 11 exons.
UAGCCCCCUCGAACUUGGCAAGUACCACCUUCUUCGCCUCGCCUCGCCUCCGCCGCUUCCUCCUCCCUCGUGCUUGAGCUUGUGCUUGUGCUUGUGCUUGUGCUUGUGCUCUACCUCUGUCUCCUCUCAUUACCAUCGUUCUCAAGCAGAUUACCAUGGAUGUUGACGCCAUUGGAGAGCAUGCUGAGAAGCUCAAGGCCGUUCGAAUUGACAAUGACAAUGAUGAUGAUAAUGCUGUUGAUGAAGACAUUGUUCUAGACGAAUUCGAAGAUGACGACGACGAUGACGAAGAAGAAGAAGAAGCUGUCACUCUUGGUUUCGUUGAGAAGCCCAAAAAUGAAUGGUCUCUUGGGCGCCAAUUUUUCCCGAGCAAAGCUGGUGGAGUACCGGCUUGGCUUGAUCCCGUGGAUAUACCAUCAGGGAGGUCAUCAAUUUGUGACAUUUGUGGCGAACCUUUACAAUUCCUGGUUCAGGUUUAUGCACCUACUAAGAAGGAAAGUGCAUUUCACCGGAUGCUGUUUGUUUUCAUGUGCCGUUCGAUGAAAUGUCUUCUCAGGGAUCAGCAUGAACAGUGGCAACGCGAUCCAGAGAAGCCAUCUAGAAGUGUGAAGGUUUUCCGUUGUCAGUUACCUCGCUUUAAUCCUUUUUACUCGAGUGAACCCCCUAAGAAUGAUGGGAAUUACAAACCUUCUGGCGGUGGAGCUGCUUUUUGCAAUUGGUGUGGAACAUGGAAAGGAGAUAAACUCUGCAGUAGUUGCAGACAAGUGCGGUACUGCUCCGAGAAACACCAGGUAAUGAGUUGGCGCUCAGGUCAUAAAAUUGCUUGCCAGCAGAUGAAAGUUUCUUCAGCUAUUGGUGAAUCCAAUAAAAGUGGAGCCACUUCAUUGGAUUCUCAUAAAGUUGGAAGCAAGAAUGUGUGGCCUGAAUUUGAAAUCAUCAUUGAACAUGAAAGUGAAUAUAACACAGACAUUCCUGAGGAUAAUGCCUUAUCUAAUUCCUUGAUCUCGAAGAACAAGAUUGAUGACACAAUGAAUUCAAUUAUGGAUAGUUUUCAGGGUGAUGAUGACAAAAAGAGUUGGGUUUACUUCCAAGAACGCAUUGCCAAGGCCCCUGAACAAGUGUUGAGGUACUAUAGGGAUACAAAUGCGAAGCCAAUAUGGCCUGUUUCGAGUGGUCGGCCAUCCAAUGCUGAUAUCCCUAAAUGCAGUUACUGUGGUGGACCAAGGUGUCAUGAAUUUCAGAUUUUACCACAGCUGCUAUAUUACUUCGGGGUAGACAACGAAGCGGACUCUUUGGACUGGGCUUCAAUUGUGGUGUAUGCAUGUGAAGCUUCUUGCGAGGCAGGUUUGACUUACAAAGAUGAGUAUGCUUUUGUUCAACUUUUUUCACCUUCCCCUAAUACGAUACACUGAAAUUUUGACCUUGCCCUUGUAUUCAAAAUUUAAGAACUUUUUUUUGUUAAGACGUUUUAGAUUUGGGAGAAUAGGAACAUAUGUAUUUUUGUUGUAAUUUAUAGGCUUUUGUUGAAAAUUUUUUCUUUCAUUAGAAAUAGGCUAUUUUUUGUACAUUUGUAUUAUUUUUGGAGUUCCUACUAUA